CUGGACUCCAGACUUUCUGUCGUCUUUUUUCGCUCAGUCUAUCCACUCGCCCUCUCUCCAGACUCCGUCGCCAUGCCUCCUCAGGUCCAGUCCCAGAACCAGAGAGGCCCCAGGGUCCUGCAGGGCGACAUCAGCGCCCUCAGCCCGGCGGUCAGGGAGUUUGUGGAGGCCAACGUGACUCUGUGCCAGCCCGAGUCGCUGCACAUCUGCGACGGCUCCGACGAGGAGAACCUCACCAUCCUGACCCAGCUGCAGGAGCAGGGGAUGAUCAAGAAGCUCGCCAAAUACGAGAACUGCUGGCUGGCCAGAACUGACCCGAGAGACGUGGCCCGAGUGGAGAGCAAGACUGUGAUCGUCACCCAAAACCAGAGGGACACGGUGCCCACGCCCACCGACGGUGGGGUCAGCCAGCUGGGCCGCUGGAUGUCCCAGGAAGAGUUCGACAAAGCCAUGUCUGAGCGAUUCCCCGGAUGCAUGAAAGGGCGCACCAUGUAUGUGAUUCCCUACAGCAUGGGUCCAGUGGGCUCGCCUCUGUCUAAGAUCGGCGUGGAGCUCACAGACUCCCCCUACGUGGUGGCCAGCAUGAGGGUGAUGACCCGAAUGGGGAAGGCCGUGCUGACCGCUCUCGGAAGUGGAGACUUUGUGCGCUGCCUGCACUCUGUGGGGUGCCCCCUGCCUCUCAAAAAGCCCCUGGUGAAUAACUGGCCCUGCAACCCGGAGCAGACGCUAGUCGCCCACAUCCCAGACCGCAGACAAAUCAUCUCAUUUGGCAGCGGUUAUGGCGGAAACUCCCUGCUCGGAAAGAAGUGCUUUGCCCUGCGCAUCGCCUCGCGCAUCGCCAAGGAGGAGGGCUGGCUGGCUGAACAUAUGCUGAUCCUUGGCAUCACCAACCCGGCAGGGCAGAAAAAGUACAUGGCAGCGGCCUUUCCCAGCGCCUGCGGGAAAACAAACCUGGCCAUGCUCUGCCCCACCCUACCUGGCUGGAAAGUCGAGUGUGUGGGGGACGACAUCGCCUGGAUGAAGUUCGACAGCCAAGGCAACUUGCGCGCCAUCAACCCUGAGAACGGCUUUUUCGGGGUUGCGCCCGGGACCUCGGCCAAAACCAACCCCAACGCCAUGGCCACCAUUGUCAAGAACACCGUCUUUACUAAUGUUGCGGAGACCAGCGACGGUGGCGUGUACUGGGAGGGAAUGGACCAGACCCUUCCUGAGGGAGUCACCAUCACAUCCUGGAAGAACAAGCCCUGGACUCCAGAGGAUGGUGAACCUUGCGCUCAUCCCAACUCUCGCUUCUGCACGCCGGCCGGACAAUGCCCCAUCAUUGACCCGCAGUGGGAAUCCCCAGAGGGAGUCCCGAUUGAGGCGAUCAUCUUCGGGGGGCGCAGACCAGAAGGUGAGCAGCAACUCAAUGGAAAGCUUGAAAGCUAA
Messenger RNA from Menidia menidia (Atlantic silverside), 1428 nucleotides. Lineage: Eukaryota; Metazoa; Chordata; Actinopteri; Atheriniformes; Atherinopsidae. The record is from the annotation of a GenBank genome assembly.